UGGCUACUACAUAGUGUACUGGUGACUGGUGAGAAGAUUCCCUCGCCAAAGAUAUCUGCAAGCUGCAAGCAGGAGCUGAGGUGAGAUCCGAUGGAGGGGAGCGGCGGCGGCAAGCACUUCAUCCUCGUCCACGGCCUCUGCCACGGCGCGUGGUGCUGGUAGAAGCUGGCGCCGAUGCUGCGCCGCGGGGCACCGGGUCACGGCGCUCGACAUGGCCGCGUCCGGCGCGCACCCGGCAUGGAUGGACGAGGUGCCGUCCUUCGAGGACUACUCGCGGCCGCUGCUCGACGCCGUGGCGGCGGCACCCGCCGGCGACAGGCUGGUCCUGGUCGGGCACAGCCUCGGCGGGCUCAACCUCGCGCUCGCCAUGGAGAGGUUCCCGCGCAAGGUCGCCGCGGCCGUGUUCCUCGCCGCGUGCAUGGCUUGCGUCGGCAGGUACAUGGGCGUCACCAUCGAGGAGUUCUCAAGAAGAACCACAUCCGGUUUUUUCAUGGACAGCAAGAUCAUGGUUCUCAACACAGAUCAAGGCCCUCGGCCUGCAGUCGCGCUUGGCCCCAAAUUGUUGGCAGCGAAAUUGUACGAUCGAAGCUCAGUCGAGGACCUGACACUGGCUAUGUUGUUGGUGAGACCGGGCUGCCAGUUCGUGGACGACCCGAUGAUGAGGGACGAGGCUCUGCUCAUCGACGCCAACUACGGGUCGGUGAAGAAGGUGUACGUUGUGCUCACGGACGACGUUUCCACCUCCGAGGAGAUGCAGUGCUGGAUGGUCGACCUGAGCCCGGGCACGGAGGCCGAGGUGCUCGCCGGAGCCGACCACAUGGCCAUGUGCUCCAAGCCCAGGGAACUCUGUGAUGCUCUGCUCAGGAUCGCCAACAGACUGGCAGACAAGCACGAUGCUAAAAUUGAGGAGCUGGCUAAGAAAAGAGUUGCUGCUAAAGAUAAUUAUGCUAAGAUUCAUGGUGGACACGGUUCGGGCCAGUCUGGUCCCGGCCUGAGCCAUCGUUUGGACCGGCCGCCGGCGGGCCGGACAGGACCGAGGAGGCGACCGGUCCUGUUUUGGGGGACCGUACCGGCGCUGAUGAAGCCCGAGCAGACUGACUGGACCGAAUGGACCGGCCAACAACUACCAGCGUCGAUGUGUGCGAGUGCAGCGGCGAGGUGGGCUACGUGCAUGACUGAUGGGACGAAGUGGACGACGUGCGUGAGAAAUUAGCUAACAACUGCAACUUGGGCGAAACCAACAAACUGAAUUUUCUGAACCUGUUGAAACUAAACCAGCGUAGCUCUCUCUCUCUCUCUCUCCGUAACUACCGGUCCUAGUCUCUAGUGCAUGAUCACACCUUAUCUAGAUGAGUUUGUUAUGGAGGUUGUUAGCGCAGUGGCCGCACCUGCAUCCUCCUCUUCUCUGUACAUUUGUAACAACCGACAGAUACAUGAACAUAUGACCUGC
Triticum aestivum (bread wheat) is the source of this 1450-nucleotide messenger RNA. Its product is annotated as probable esterase PIR7A. NCBI's taxonomy places the organism in Eukaryota, Viridiplantae, Streptophyta, Magnoliopsida, Poales, Poaceae. Bases 212 to 1213 code for a protein of 333 amino acids. Gene Ontology annotation, biological process: jasmonic acid metabolic process; salicylic acid metabolic process. The transcript is spliced from 5 exons. Gene Ontology annotation, molecular function: methyl jasmonate esterase activity; methyl indole-3-acetate esterase activity; methyl salicylate esterase activity. The record is from RefSeq and is a predicted model, not a curated record.